Molecule: messenger RNA, 1878 nt
Organism: Bemisia tabaci
Lineage: Eukaryota; Metazoa; Arthropoda; Insecta; Hemiptera; Aleyrodidae
Product: heterogeneous nuclear ribonucleoprotein H
Molecular function (GO): RNA binding
Source: RefSeq, a predicted model, not a curated record
CCAUUUACGCCAUUUCGAAAAGUUCCUUCGACUGCACAGGGGUCGCGUUUAGCUUCAGUUUUGGUCAUCGCCAUUUCAUUGUUUCAAGGCUAGUGUUUUCAAAAUUUGUGAAAUUGAUAGUGAAAAUGUACGGCGGUGGACAGAAGACUAAUUUAUUCUCUAGGAGGGAAAAUGAAGAAGUACCUGAUAAUGAGCCAAAUGAUGAAGAUACCUACAUCGUCAAGAUGCGAGGCCUCCCUUGGUCUGCUACCACAGAUGAUAUUCUAAAAUUUUUGGAGGGGUGUAACAUUAAAAAUGGUCGUGCUGGUGUUUAUGUGACCAUGUCCCCUGAAGGAAGACCAAGUGGAGAGGCAUAUGUUGAACUGGAGACUGAAGAAGACUUAGAAAACGCUUGCAAAAAGGACAAAGAACACAUGGGGCCAAGAUACAUUGAAGUUUUCAGGUCUAAAUACUCAGAGAUGCAAUGGGUCUGCGAAAGGAGCGGGUUCACUUUGGAUUCAGCCAUGAUGGAUGGCGUUGUGAGGCUCAGAGGAUUGCCUUUCAAUUGCACUGACAAACAAAUUCGGCAAUUUUUUGAGGGGCUCGAGAUAGUUCAAAAUGGGAUUACGUUUGCAACGGACUACUCAGGGCGGAGUACUGGGGAAGCAUAUGUUCAAUUUGUUGACAAAGAAAAUGCAGAGAAAGCUCUGCAGAAGCACAAGGAGAGAAUGGGACACAGGUAUAUCGAGAUCUUCCGAAGUACAUUAACAGAAGUGAGAUCACUUGGGAAUCAGAACAAAAUGCGCUCCGGUUUCGGUGGUUAUAACAACAGACCAUCUCCUUAUGAUAUUAACGACAGGUUUGGUGGACCCAACAGAUUCGGACGUGGAGGUGGAAGGAACUUCAAAGGUGGCUAUGGAGGUUUCGAUGAUGGUCCAUGGGAGAGGCCAGGCUGGAACGGUCCCGGAGCUGGUCGUGGAAUGGGUGGUCCAAUGGGAAUGAAAGGUGGUUUCGGAAUGGGCGGGGGAGGUGGUGGCUGGAACAGGGGCCCAGCUGGUUUCAGCGUUCACAUGAGAGGACUUCCUUUCCGAGCAACUGAACAAGAUAUUGCUGAUUUCUUCCGCCCUGUUGUUCCUGUUGACAUUCAGCUAUUAAGAGAUAAGAGUGGACGCGCAUCAGGUGAAGCCGAUGUGGAAUUUGGAAGCUUGGAUGAAGCAAUGGCAGCCAUGAAGAAGGACAAAAGCCACAUGCAGCACCGCUACAUCGAAUUGUUUGCUGAUUUUCCUAUGGGAGGCGGUAAUGGUGGAUUUGGCAACAACAUGGGAGGAGGUGGCAGAGGUGGAAUAAAGAACUUCGCAAACGACUACUAAAUCUUGGAUGCCACUACUUAAAAUUAAAUUAUUGUCCUUCAAAACUAAUUCCUUUUCUUUUUCCAGCUUUCAAUCAUUUUGACUUUUCCAAGUUAAUUUAUAACGUUUUUUUAAAUUUUGAUUUGUUGCAUCAUACUAGCAUUUCAUUUAUGAAAGCAUCGUCAGUAUUUUCCCAACUUUUUGUGUAGGGUUUUAUUUUUUUUUACUCAUCCCUGCCUCCUUUCCCCUCCCCUGUAUAAAUUAUUCCCUCCCUAAUCAUGAGCUAUAACUAGCAAUGAACUAAGUUCGUAAACAGAAAUUUAGUUUCCUACUCCCCUCUUUCUUUUUGUACAUACAUUUAAUUUACUAUCAGAUCACGCCUCCACGACUUAUGUCUCUCGCCCUUUGGCAGUACAAAUCGCAAGAAUUUAAUCUCCUUUUUUUAUGUUUAAAUGAUGAUAAUUUUUAGUUUGAACACACUCAAGGCAGAUUGUAAUUUAUUAUGUUUGUAUCAAGGAUUCGUGAAAUAAAAUGUGUUUUUCUGUAAAAA